CACAUCCUACCUUCCACUUCCAAUUGCAGCAAACUUCAGCACAUCCAAAACUAUGCACCAAAGCCAAAACUCAGUUCCAAAAUAAAAAUGGAAACUAACUCCCUUAGCCUCCUUCUACAAGACCCAAAUGACUUCCAAUCUAACUUCAAUUCCCUCUUCAACAAUCUCAACACUGCCCUUUUAUCCACCCACAACAAUAAUACCAAAUCAAGAAACCAUCAUUUCAGUCCCAAAUUCAAGUUUUCCUCAACUUCCCUUUCAAUUGAAGCACAAACCAAAAACCCCACUACAAAUUUUCUAAAACCUACCACUAAAGACUCUCCAAAGGUUCAAAUUCUUUUCAAGAAUCUAUCAGUUGUUGAAAGAGCACUUAUUGGUGCAGGUGGUGGUGGCAUUGCUGGUGCAUUUACAUAUGUAUGUCUUCAUCCACUUGAUACAAUUAAAACUAAGCUUCAAACUAAAGGGGCAUCUCAAAUUUACAGUGGAGCAAUUGAUGCUAUUGUUAAGACAUUUCAAAGUAAGGGGAUUCUUGGUUUUUACAGUGGUGUUUCUGCUGUAAUUGUUGGGUCUACUGCUUCUUCUGCUGUGUAUUUUGGGACUUGUGAGUUUGGGAAAUCGAUUUUGUCGAAAUUCCCACAAUACCCUUCUGUGCUUAUACCACCUACAGCUGGUGCAAUGGGGAAUAUUGUCUCAUCUGCUAUAAUGGUGCCUAAGGAAUUGAUUACUCAGAGAAUGCAAGCUGGUGCUAAAGGAAGGUCUUGGCAGGUGUUAAUGAGAAUCUUGGAAAAAGAUGGAAUUUUGGGGUUGUAUGCUGGAUAUAGUGCUACAUUGUUGAGGAAUUUGCCUGCUGGGGUCUUGAGUUAUUCAUCAUUUGAGUACUUGAAAGCAGCAGUAUUGAGUAAAGUGAAGAAGGAACGCUUGGAGCCGUUUCAGAGUGUUUGUUGUGGGGCAUUAGCUGGUGGAAUAUCAGCUUCACUAACAACCCCUUUGGAUGUGGUGAAGACUAGGUUGAUGACUCAAGUUCAUUCUGAUGGAAUCUCGACUAUUGUUAGACAGAUAUUGAAAGAUGAAGGGUGGGUUGGUUUUACGCGAGGAAUGGGUCCUAGAGUACUUCAUAGUGCUUGUUUUUCAGCUCUAGGGUACUUUGCAUUUGAGACAGCUAGGCUUACAAUUUUGGAUCAGUAUCUGAAGCAUAAGGAGCUAGAGAAUUUGGUUCCUGCAGAUGAUCCAGCCCAGGCCGAUUAGAAUAUGCAUUAAACGAAGCAGUAGCCCUGUCCGGGACUUCUCUCUUCAGUUAUGCAUGCCUGUCAAUUCUAAUCUCCUCAUCUGCGGCAAGAAUCCUACCUUGUAAUUCCUGUAACUAGUUCAUAGACUAAGCUAUUUUAAGGCAACUAGUAGAAUACAAUAAAUAAUUAUUUCGGAAAGAGUAUCCCCUCCUCGGCACGGUCUCAUAGUUGUGCUCCUCAGCUUUUGAAAAUUUUCAUCCUUAGAAAAGCUGUUCACGCUGAUUGUAUUUAAGUCAAGAAAGGCUUGUUUGAUGCUCCAAAAUACCAACAUUUUCAAUAUGUUUCCAGUUCAUCAAGGAAGAAUUUUUGUGUAUCACACCUCAAUAAGUGAUGCUCUUAGAAGCUAGCUUCUAUCAAUUCAACAAUGACUUUCUUGGAGUGAA
Messenger RNA from Lycium ferocissimum, 1669 nucleotides. RefSeq names its product protein MITOFERRINLIKE 1, chloroplastic. The record is from RefSeq and is a predicted model, not a curated record. Gene Ontology annotation, molecular function: S-adenosyl-L-methionine transmembrane transporter activity. NCBI's taxonomy places the organism in Eukaryota, Viridiplantae, Streptophyta, Magnoliopsida, Solanales, Solanaceae. Gene Ontology annotation, cellular component: mitochondrial inner membrane. Bases 88 to 1245 code for a protein of 385 amino acids. The transcript is spliced from 3 exons.